UAGCGGGGUUGUGAUAUGGGGUGGAUCGAUGUCGCGGGGGUAGCCGGCGCCCUCUCGCGGCGCUCGGCGCGGCCCUCGCGACACCCGGCUCCCUCAGUGCGCGAGGCAGCGGCCGCCGCGAGCCCGUGUGGCGAGUGUCCGUGCUGCGUUCAUCCGCUUGACUCGAGUAACUCGACCGUCAGCAGCUCGCUCGAGCCGAGUAAGCUGGGACUGUCAAGAAUUUCCAGCUGCAAGGCCAGCUGGUGCGUAAUCACUGGGACUUUUACUUUGUUCCCGCGAGACGCACCCAGUUCGUUCACACAAAGAGCCGGCAGCCGUGAUAUGCAUGCGCUGGCGGCGCAGCGUCCGCGCAGCGCGCGAUAACCGCAGCCCACUGCCACUGUGCCAAGUCUCCGCGCUCUCACUUCGCUAGCUAACGCACGUGCCCGAAGACGCGUCGCGCGCCCUCGUCCUCACGAGUGAUGCCGAUGACGGACUCUUUAAGUUACCAAACACUGGCAGCUUGCAAAACGUAAUCCGAAAAAAAAAUUGACGUUUGUGCGUCACUGAAAUGGCGCAUCGAGACGUGUUGAUGUAAACAAAAAUUGUGCAAA
This is a messenger RNA of Cydia fagiglandana, 593 nucleotides long. RefSeq lists its product as uncharacterized. Bases 16 to 363 code for a protein of 115 amino acids. The record is from RefSeq and is a predicted model, not a curated record. The transcript is spliced from 2 exons. Lineage: Eukaryota; Metazoa; Arthropoda; Insecta; Lepidoptera; Tortricidae.